AUGAACUUCGGCAGCCCCUACAUGCCGGCACGCGUGAAAGGGGUGGCUCCGCCUCCGCCACCUCCUUUGCGAUCGGGCGUUAGACCCAGCCGCAGAGAUCCAGACGAAGCUGCGGCCGAAGCUGCCCUGCAGCCAAAAUUUGGCCGACCGAAACCCAAGCCCACGAUGGCUCCACACCUGCAUCAUGCUCCGACGCCGACGCCACCCGGGACUGGCGAGCAGGAGCUGCUGCAGCUCGAGGAUGUUGUCUUCGACCAUCAGUUCGUUCCGGUCAACUUCGGCCGACCUGCGCAGCCGUACGCUCUCCUGAACCCUGAGAUGGCCACGGAGCAUCAGCAGAAUGAGCCAGACGAAGCUCCCGAACACGGAGGUGAUGGUGGCUUGGGUGGUGAGGCUGGACCAGAAGAAGCUCCGGACACGGGCAUGGGUGGUGAUCUUGAACACCACGGAUCUCAAGAGGCUCAAGAUCUGGACUCCGAGCUCAGCGAGCCCAAGGAGUAUCCUCAAUACGGUGGCGAUGAUGCUGGCAGCGUGCCAGAGCCGAAUGAGGAGGAGUCUCCUUUUGGCGGUGGCGGUCCUAUCCGGAAGUAUGAUCCGGAUGGCGACGUUGUGCUGCCUCCGAGUGAGUGGGUGGGAGCAGCACCACAUGUGGUGCCCGACGCGGCAGAUGAGACUUCUGAUGAGGAGGCGCAGCAGACGCAAGCGAACACGCAGGUGGCGGCCUUUGCUGUUGCCGCUUCCGAGGAGUGUAUUUCGCAUGAGGUUCUGGUGGAGCGUGAUCUCGGGUUGAACCCAGACCCAGACGGGGAUAGAAGUGGGAUAUCAGGCUGGGUAGCCACGCCACUUGACUCAGACAAUAGGCGUGCUGGGGCUGAUGCAUCAUAUUCACUGUCGUCAACUUCGUUUUGCGGGGAUGCCACGAACAGUGGCAUAUGGAGGCGGAACAAGCUUCAAGGCCUCCUUGUGUCGACUGGCACGAUGACGCAUGGGCGCCGUAUCGAGAGUCUCAACCAGUGUGAUCUGCAAGUGUGCUCGACUGGAACAGCCGCCAACAAUCUUGCGAUUGUGUUGAAGCAGCUCAACAGCAUCAAAGCGCCCACAUGGGACGAAUUUGCAGAGAUGACCAGGACAGGUGCAUUGCCCAAGUGCCACAUUCAUGUGUGGUGUCUUUCCGGCGAUUGUGGUUCCCUGCCUGAAGCAUCAACUGCAUCUGAUGUGCAAGGUGCAGAGGAAUAUUUCCUUCAUGCUGCUACUCCCGAUUACGUCGUGAGAACAUUCCUUGCAACCUUCGCCACGGGGGAGUACAAUGCCUACUUGGAACGAAACGCUCAACGUCAAGACCAGUCGGCGCUGGAACACGAUGUGGACGAACUGGGCCUGGAAGAGGCAGCUGAAUACCGAUCAAAGGUAACCAAGUGGAUCAAAGGCUCAUUGCUUUGCUUGCAAGAUACGCUGUUUUGGUUCCUCUUGCAAGUAUCUUUCAUGUCGCGGUCACCCUUCCGCCAUAUGUUUGCUAUCCUGAGCAAGUACAGUGGCCAUGCGUCGAGUAGAAUCCGCAAUCCGUGCACGGACUGUGAAGCGCAUGAACUGCCCAUAGUGGAUCUUGUUACGGUUCGGCUUGUGCAGCUUGAUGACGAAUUUCAUGACCUGCGCAACAACAUACCUUGCUGGUGCGAACGAACCCUUGCGUCUCUGCAAGGGAUGAUCUGCUGGGAUGCAAACCAUGCACUUUUACUGGAAGAUUUGCAGCAUAUGGCCAUGCGGGUGGUGAUGCUGAACCACGUGGCCGUUCCGUAUCUUCUGGAUGUUGAAGAAUGUGUGGCACGUGAGUUGUUGGACAGCAGCGAGCAAGUGCUCGAGUGCACGACACGGAAAAUCCGUACAUCAUGUUGGGCAGAGCUUGAAGAGGUCGCGGUGACGGGACGUCUCCGCAUGAAUGGCCGCCUCAGAGCUUCAUUGCUGCUCAGCGCUAGCAUGCUGCGACUGGAUGUGCAGGAGCUGGAGUCUUUAAACAGUAUGGUUAAACAUCAAGUUGCAAGAUCGGGCAACAACAGGAUCACACUGGAGCUCCUAUCUUCAAGGGUGCUCACGCGGAAGCUGCUGGCAUUGCAUGCAGUCGGCUGGCGAUAUAAGGACGUGGUGCCGGUCGCGGCGGCGUUUGCCAAAUCUGCCUAUCUGCAGCACGGGCCGCACAAAGAGUAUUUGGCAGAUGAAGCACGAUGGCACACUUGCGGAGAAGCGCGUCUCACACCUGCUGAUCCUGCAGUAUACAACCCAGCUGCGAGACCCACCCCAGAACACUCAUGGGCCCUGAAGUACAAUGCAACUUUCAUGAAAGCAGUGAGGGCACACAACAAAGAUCACUCGGACACUUGGAUUGCACUGCUGGUGCCAACAAGUCUUUGCUGUGAUCAUCAACCAGCGGAACAACAGGUAGCUGUCGCCAUGGUUUCCUUGGCUUUGGCCUUUUCGCUGAUGUGUCUGGCGAGAAGCUUUGUGAAAGAACUUGUGAGAAAGGAGACGGUGGAGCGCGUAGCUCCAGCUGAGGAAGAAGUGCCAGAACUCUGGUACUCGCCUUACGGAGAGAAAACCCACACCUCAGGAAGAUGUCAUGGCCUCAGGAACGCAACCAGCGUACACCGAGUACUACCAUGCAAGUACUGCUGUCCCGGCGGACUCCGAUCCCGGGAACAACGCACCUUCGAGUACAAGAGAACCUUUCUGGAAGCAGCAGGAAAGUACUUUUGGCUAAAAGUCUUUAUGGUUGUGGUUCUCGUGGGCAUGUCAUGGUUCAUGGUGUUUGAAGUGAACGAGACCUACGGCUACCCGUUGGCCACGAACCGCAUGCUGAACUACAGGAACAAGGUCCUCAGCCUCGACAACAAGAACCCCAAGAAGAAGCAUGUGAUAAAGGAGAUUACCCCAGCGGAUGUUAACGAGAACGAGAUCAACGUCACGAGCUACCUCAAGAAGACGAACGUGUACUCCGAGUUCUACAAGAACAGAAGUAAAGGAACAAAGUUGCAACUACAGUUUUCAUGA
Molecule: messenger RNA, 3042 nt
Organism: Symbiodinium sp. CCMP2592
Lineage: Eukaryota; Dinophyceae; Suessiales; Symbiodiniaceae
Source: the annotation of a GenBank genome assembly